AUGGACAGAGAAAAGUUUCAGAAUUCAAAACCUCUUCCAAACCCAAGACCUAUGUACCAAGACAUUUUAUUAGAAGACUGUUCUCUACCGGUUACAGCACCAACUAUUCAGAAGAAAGAACUACCUCCAGUGGUCGAGGAAAAAAAACCAUCUACAGUUGCUGAAGAUAAAAAACCGCCUCCAGUGUUUGAGGAAAAAAAAUCACCUCUAGUUGUUGAAAAUAAAAAGCCACCUCCGGUGCCCGAGAAAAAAAAAUCACUUCCAGCUUUUGAAGAAAAAAAGCCACCUCCGGUAGUUGAGGAAAAAAAAUCACCACCAGUUGUUGAAGAUAAAAAGCCGCUUCCGGUGUUCGAGGAACAAAAACCAACUCCAGUUAAUGAAAAUAAAAAACUGCCUCCUGUGGCCGAGCAAAAAAAUCCACCUCCAGUUGUUGAAGAAAAAAAGACACCUCCGGUGGUCGAGGCAAAAAAACCGAAUCAAGUGAUCAAGACGUCACCAAAACUUGAAGUAAACGCUCCUUCGAACCAGGAACCUCGUUGUGAAAUCGGUUGUAUAAAGUUACUAGGACUACCAGUUUACAAAAGAAAUAGUUUAUGGACAACACCUAUGCCCGCGCACGCUUUCAAAGAAUAA
Molecule: messenger RNA, 633 nt
Organism: Cinara cedri
Lineage: Eukaryota; Metazoa; Arthropoda; Insecta; Hemiptera; Aphididae
Source: the annotation of a GenBank genome assembly